AUGUCGAAUAAGCCACGAAUUCUUUUGGUGGGCUGUGGUGGCGUUGGAACGAUCGCAGGCUUGAAUCUAGAGAUGGGCGGCGACGCUGUUGUCACAGCGGUGCUUCGAUCAAACUACACCAAAGUUAUUCAAGAUGGCUUUCAUAUUCGAUCAUGCGACCAUGGAGAAAUCGCGAAUUGGCGACCGUCAGAGGUUUUGAACUAUAUCCCCAACCAGAGCGAUAAGCAGUUCGAUUAUGUGGUAAUUACCACCAAAAAUAUUGUAGAUCACCGUCCAACUGCGGCAGACUUGGUGGAACCUGCAAUCACACCGGGUAAAACGGUGAUUGUACUGAUUCAGAAUGGGUUGAAUAUCGAGUUGCCAUUCUUCGCCAAGUACCCUGACAAUAUUUGUCUGUCUGGAGUUAGCCUGAUUGGAUCGCACGAGACAGCACCAGCAGUGAUCGAUCACGAAGAUUCGGAUCGGCUCGUGAUCGGUGCAUUUCGGAACCCUCGACUCCCAGAUGAGGAACAAGCUCAAGCAGCGCGAGAAUUCGUUAAAAUUUAUUCGUCGGGUGGAAAAACAGAUUGCACUUUCUCUGCGGAUGUUUCAUAUCAUCGAUGGCAAAAGCUCGUAUACAAUGCUUGCCUGAACCCUGUUUGUGCGAUCACAGGGUUGGAUACGGGACGGAUUCGGCUCGCUGAUGAUACAGUGGCUACUCUGCUACGCCCUGCAAUGCAAGAAGUAGUAGCCGCAGCGAAGGCAUCCGGGGUCACUCUCCCAGCUGGAAUUAUUGACCGUAUGAUUAACAUGGACCCUCUGACCAUGUAUCUGCAGCCGAGCAUGCUGGAAGAUGUUCAGAAGGGUAACUUGGUGGAGUUUGAGACGCUGGUUGGUGAGCCAUUAAGAGAAGGACUAGCACGGGAUGUACCCAUGCCAACUUUGACUUUUAUCUAUCAUACGAUGAAGGCAAUUCAAUGGAAACUGAAGCAGCAGAAGGAGCUAAUUGCUAUUCCACCAAAGGGCGAUUACCUCGCUAAUGGUUCUAAGUAG
Molecule: messenger RNA, 1032 nt
Organism: Penicillium macrosclerotiorum
Lineage: Eukaryota; Fungi; Ascomycota; Eurotiomycetes; Eurotiales; Aspergillaceae
Product: ketopantoate reductase family protein
Exons: 3
Coding region: 1-1032 (343 amino acids)
Biological process (GO): pantothenate biosynthetic process
Cellular component (GO): cytoplasm
Molecular function (GO): 2-dehydropantoate 2-reductase activity
Source: RefSeq, a predicted model, not a curated record